This is a messenger RNA of Ramularia collo-cygni, 834 nucleotides long. RefSeq lists its product as uncharacterized. Gene Ontology annotation, molecular function: oxidoreductase activity. The transcript has 4 exons. The record is from RefSeq and is a predicted model, not a curated record. NCBI's taxonomy places the organism in Eukaryota, Fungi, Ascomycota, Dothideomycetes, Mycosphaerellales, Mycosphaerellaceae. The coding region runs from base 1 to 834 and encodes 277 amino acids.
AUGUCAAACCAUCGACUCAUUGUCGUAACAGGCGCAAAUCGAGGAAUUGGGAACGCAAUCGCGAAGCGUAUAUUGUCAAGAGACGAUGUACCAAUGAAAUUGUUCGCGACUUCAAGGACUGGCCAAAAUCUUCAAUUGGAUUCCCGUGACGGCCGCCAUGAAAUUCUCUACUCGCAGCUCGACGUCGGAUCUGAAGACAGCAUCAACGCAUUCAAAAAUCUCGUGCAGAGCCAUGGCCAGGUCGAUGCACUCAUCAACAAUGCUGGCAUCAACUUAGAUCUGAAGUACAAUCUCGAGAACGCGAAGCAGACUCUUGAUGUUAAUUAUCGCGGGACUCUCAGUAUGUGCAAAGCACUCAUUCCUCACCUCGCUCCUCAAGGUCGGAUCGUCAACCUCGCCUCCGUAGCUUCGAGCCUCAAACCCUACAGCGAAGAGAUUCAGUCCCGAUUCCGCAAUGCCAAAACACUCCAGGAUCUCGAGACUCUGGCACAAGAAUUCGAGUCYUCCGUCCGGACCCACACCGAAGUUGAGGCGGGCUUCGCCACCCCUGGCCGGUCUUAUUCCAUCUCCAAAGUCCUGGUCCGCGCUCUCACGGCGAUUCUCGCUCGCGAAAACCCAGGAUGUUUAAUCAACAGUUGCUGUCCUGGGUGGGUGUCUACAGACAUGGGCGAUUCCAUUAUCUCAAAAGGGAAACAUGCGCCAAAAACAGUCGCGGAAGGAAGUGAGAUCCCUGUUCGACUGGCAUUGGAUGACUUGGGUGGUGUGUCUGGGGAGUAUUGGGCGAACGAUUCUGUAAGGAGCCGGGAAUUGGGGAAAGUCCAGAAGGAGUGGUGA